UUCACGGAGAAGAACGCGGACUUGUGUCAACGUUCGUCGAAACAAAGCAAAAUGGACCUUCUCCAGAGUCAGAACUCCCUUGUGAAUGUCGGUGACCUUCAGAAUAUGAGACAAAGUCAAGUGUUCUUGCAGCUUCUCCACAGCGCCACCCACAGCCUGACUUUCUCCCAGGAUGUUGUGUGGGAGAGGGCUGCUGAAACUGUCUCGUAUAGCAAGACAGAUUUUCGCUGGCUCUUCUGCAGCUUUGGACCACCAGCCAGCAGCAAUCCUAAAAGCCGGAGGACGGUUACCCUGAGACACCUCCCCCAGCUGUCCUCACCUCCUGUCCAUGUGGGGGCCCAUAGUAGCAGGGAGCAUCUAGUAGCUCCCCUGGCGCACCUGCCUAACCAGCCCAUCCUUGUGACAGCAGAGGAUUCCAUUAUAACUCCUUCCAAAAAGCGGCCACUAGCAGAUAGAGGGAACAGGAAGGACCAGAGCAGCUGCAGGGACAAGAAACCAGCCAGGAUUAUGCCUGAGGGGAUACCACAGCAGCACCAGAUCAACAGGAUCAUGACUGAGGGGAGACCACAGCAGCACCAGAUCAAACAAUGGCUGCAGCAUGGGCUGAAGGGGCCUGCUACCAACCUUAUGAGUGAGGUCCUUGUGAGCCAGGCAGACUUGAGCACAGACCAAGAUCUCCUCAAGGAGGCUCCACACAUUAACCAGUCUAAAACUGCAUUGCCAACACACGACAGAGUGCCACGGUUCAACCUUCCCUCAGUCCAUGCAAAUCAGCACAGUGGGUCCAACUCAACCACAAACUCUGUGACCAUCAAAUACUCUGAAACCUGCCUGCAGCCCCAGGAUUUCCUGAACCGCCAGACAAGCAGCUAUGCAAACCAGACUGAGUACAGCUCCCAAACACUGCCCUUCGCUGGCAUAUCGCUGCCAGCGCUCCAGUGCAGUGCAAAGGGGCAGAAUGGCAUCGUCGUAGACAUCGAAGCACAGCACCAGAAACAGCUCCAGCAAGGCUUCCCCAGUGGACCAGAUGAGGGGACUGAGGCAGGAGUGGUCCCAAGAAUGCAGCUGGAGGAGUUGUCCUGGGUGAAACGUUUCCCCCCAAUUAACUGUUCUGCAAAGAUGACUUCCAGGCCCCCAGACAGCUGUGGGAUGAAGACAGGGUUGCCCCAGGGGGAAAUUAUAGGGCUGCUCUGGCAGCCAUCAGGCCGCAACCCCACUGUGGAUAUAUCUCUGCUCCGCUAUGCUGUGGAGGAGUGGAUCAUGGCCCAGAAGAUCAAGACCACUUGUCUGAGCAUUACCUCUGAGGGGCUGAAGAAGGCAUUCACUGAUCUUGACCAUCAUGUACGGUUGGAGGCCAUAGCAACUUGUGCCUUGAGAGCCAUAAAUGGGGCAAAGGAGGAUCAGGACUCUGUCCAUACUGAAUUUGACCCUGUCCUGCAAGAGCUGCAGCCCCUCUUGCUCUCUGCCCUGGAUGAUGACCAUGUGUGCGUUCAGACGGCAGCUGCAGUGUGCCAGUAUGCCAUGGGCUUGCCAAGCUUGAGGGCCAGAGAAAUCCUUCACAGUAUACUCCAUGAAGGUGCGUGUGCAGAUGUUUGGCUGGCAGCGCAGUGCCUGGCAGCGGGGGGAGGGGCCAGUCUGCCCAUCAUACAGGUCCUCCUUUCCCGGCUCUUUGGGAGUGAGUUGCAGAGAGAGCAGGAGCAGGCCACCACACUGCUGGCCAACAUCAGCAUCAAGACUACUGUAGUGCGUACACUGCUGGCCAAGGAGCUGAACUGUGCUAACUGGAGAAACCGAGUUAUGGCUUGCAAAACCAUUGGUCAGCUCAAGGGCCUCGUCAACAAAGACCUGGUGAGCAAGCUGACGCAGCUCAUGUGGAAGGACUGCUACAGUGAGACCCGGCAGGCUGCUGCCCAGGCACUAGGGGCGCUAGGGCGGGGCAGGGAACUGCAGAAUGAGCUCAGGGUGCAGCUGGAGGAGGGGCCCUCCUCAGUGCGAGUGGAAGCUCUGGUCCUCCUGGCGCAUCUGCAGAUCAUGACUGCCAGGCUGCUCCCCAGCUUCUUGGGCUGCCUCAGGAAUGACAUUGUGGCUGUGCGGAAACAGGCCUGCUUGACCGCUGCUGCACUGUGCAGGAAGGACGAGGUGAUUGUGAAUCAACUUAUUGAGUUGAGUCAGGAUGAUCCAGCCUGGGGGGUUAAAGUUGCAGCUAUUACUGCACUGGGAAAAAUUGGUAGCCUGACUCCUCUUCUCCAGAAGAUAUUGCUGCAGGCCAUACAUUGUGAGGAGGAGCCUGAGGUCCGCAUUGCUGCCUGUGAGGCUAUCAGGAUCCUGGGAGUUGAUCUUCCAGAGCUGCAGCACCUGUUACAGCAGCGCAUCCUGCUGGAGACCCACCAGCAGGUCCUCAGGCACAUUGAGAGCCUCAUGAAAAGCUACGGGUUCCCAAUCAAAGGAGACGAGAACAUAAUCCUGAAAAUCAAAGACCAGGUUCAGAAGCUAUGCUCAAAGCACAUCAUCACAGGGAAGGUGCUGCUGCUGGAGGAACUGCAUGACUCACAGCAGCAGCAGAGGUGUUUCCUAGGCCAGAGUGGCCAGCCCGACUCCUCACCCCCAGCCAUGACUCAGCUGUUGCAGGCUCGCUACAGGGCCAUCAUGCAUGGACCAAGAACUGAUUGUGGAAGAUCCUCAGCCCACCCAGUGACAUGACAGUGUAGAAGACAUCUAUUCCUGAACAGAUGAACCGCAUCAAGAUGGAGACCUUAAGACCUUUACAUAUUGUAAUAAAUGUUUUAAAUUAUAAACCCUUUCCGGCCAUUGCAAUUGUCCUUUUAGGUAUAAAAAAAUAAAGAAA
Messenger RNA from Conger conger (European conger), 2845 nucleotides. It is a transcript of the gene heatr4, whose product is annotated as HEAT repeat containing 4. The transcript has 16 exons. Gene Ontology annotation, molecular function: oxidoreductase activity. The record is from RefSeq and is a predicted model, not a curated record. The coding region runs from base 52 to 2700 and encodes 882 amino acids. NCBI's taxonomy places the organism in Eukaryota, Metazoa, Chordata, Actinopteri, Anguilliformes, Congridae.